Messenger RNA from Nothobranchius furzeri (turquoise killifish), 1599 nucleotides. The record is from RefSeq and is a predicted model, not a curated record. NCBI's taxonomy places the organism in Eukaryota, Metazoa, Chordata, Actinopteri, Cyprinodontiformes, Nothobranchiidae.
UUUUCCACAGAAACGAGCGACGAGAAACGCAGAGUUUGAGUGAUGAUGGAGUCAACACAACCACUACACCUCCUCUGCUCCUCCACCGCGCAUGCCCUCCUGCUCAGGCGCAAUCCAGCUAUUAAUACUGAGGGAGGGUGAGGGGGCGAGAGAUGAGGGAGACGCGGAGAAAUCACAUCCCUCCAGGCGCUGGUGGUGUUGAUUACCACCACACAGGCCCGCCUCCUCCCAGCUCCUCGUCCACUUCGAUCCAGCGGCCCGUUGUCCACCUGCUGCGUGGUUCCAGGCUCCGUUUCACUGACUGCUGCAAUAUUUUAGAUGCAAACAUGUCGGGAGGUAAUGGCGAUCAGCUGCACCGCUCCACCUUGGGGAUUUAUUCUAGCUUGACUGAUGAGUUCAACCCAAGUCUGCAGAAACUGGUUUCACUGGGAAAGAGCUACAUCCAGGCUUUCCAAGCCCUUGCCGUCUGCAGUGAGGCCUACUUCAAUGCACUUUCGAGGAUUGGAGAGAAAGCUUUCUACACCAAGUCCUCGCGCUCUCUGGGAGACGUCCUGAUUCAGAUAUCUGAGACCCAACAAAGACUCACAUCAGAGCUGAAGGGAGUGUUCAACUGGUUCAAUGUGGAAGUUCUCCAGAUGAUGGACAACAACGUUCGACUGGACAAGGAUUACAUAUCAGAGAGCCGGCUGAAGUAUGAGAUGGAGGUUCAUAACCAGGCAGCAGCUCAGGAGCUGCAGUGGAGGAGAGGAACUAGUCAGGACAGUGGUGAGUACGUCCAGUUCCUCAGGGUGAGCCACCUGGAGGCGUUAAGUGAGGAGGAGAGGAGGUACCGCUUCCUGGCUGAGAAACACAGUGGCCUGAUCCAGUCCAUCGCUCGCCUCAUGAAUAAGACAGGAGGAGGUCUGCAGCAGAGAGCAGAUACCUGGACUGAAACGAUCGGGGCCACCAGACGAGCCGAGGGCAGGCAAGCCCCUCCCCAGGAUAACUCUGUGGGAGUGAGAUCAGAGGAGAGAAGGCAGUUAAAAGAGGAGGUGUCUCUGGGCAGAAUACCAUCCAGAGCGCCGUCUCCACUGGGAAGCGUUGCUCUGUCACGAGGGAGUGGUGGAGGAGGAACAACCAUGAGAGCCAGGGUGGCGCACCAACCAACUGGAUCUAACCGCACCUUGCUGCCCUUUUCCAGGGGAGAGAUCAUCACUGUGUUGGUCCAACAGCCCAGGAACGGCUGGCUUUACGGCUGUGCAGAGAGCAGCUCAUGUCAAGGAUGGUUUCCAGCCUCCUACAUGGAAGCAGUGGAUGAUCCUCCACAGUCCACCAGCUCCUGUUACUCCACUGUUAAGAGCAACAGCAGUAUGAGCAGCCUGUUUGACCGACCAGGAGUGGGCAACUACAACAACAGCAGAGCACCUCCACCUCCACCUCCACCACCAUCACAAACUUCCUCUAAAUCACAAGAGCAAAGAUCACAAAGCGAACUCUUCCCGAGGGGUUCCAACCCGUUUGCCACAGUUAAACUAAAGCCCACGUCCACCAACGACAGAUCAGCACCGCGUCUGCACCGGAGAUGAAGUCAAAACCUCGGGUGGCGGAUUGUGCAACUAG